AUGCGCAUUCGACCUUUCUCGUUGGCAGUAGUCCUGUCAACCUGCUGUGCAGUCGCUCAAUCUGCGCAGGACCGUGUCAUUCUACUGGGUGACAAGCGGUACAAUGGCACUUCGAAAGUCGAAUUUACUUCCCAGGCUCUUGGUCAAGCCGACUUCUUCAAACUAGAUCCAGCACCAAACGCCACUUCAUUUGACUCGCAAGUCUUCCCUUUCCCAUUACCGCUAUAUAGCAUGUCCUAA
Messenger RNA from Penicillium pulvis, 240 nucleotides. RefSeq lists its product as uncharacterized. Bases 1 to 240 code for a protein of 79 amino acids. The transcript has a single exon. The record is from RefSeq and is a predicted model, not a curated record. Lineage: Eukaryota; Fungi; Ascomycota; Eurotiomycetes; Eurotiales; Aspergillaceae.